Molecule: messenger RNA, 630 nt
Organism: Cimex lectularius (bed bug)
Lineage: Eukaryota; Metazoa; Arthropoda; Insecta; Hemiptera; Cimicidae
Exons: 2
Coding region: 115-558 (147 amino acids)
Source: RefSeq, a predicted model, not a curated record
AACACAUGGUUUUUAUCUUACUAGGUUGCACGCGGCCUUUGUUCUAUCUCGGUUUAUUUUUCAACUUUGUUAUUUUUUAUUAUCGUUUUAACCAAAAAUUUUGCAAUUGGGAAAAUGAGCACUUUGAAGAAAGAAGAAUGCUCGGGAGAUAAUGUCGAAAACAACAAGAAAUGGUCCGAAAGCGUCGAAAGUCUCCUUGAAUGCGACAACGGACGGCACAGGUUCCUCCAGUUCUUGACGAAGCGAAACUUGGUGGAAGGAGAGAGGACGAUCCUUUUCUGGGAAAGCCUCAACGAUUUCCAGAAAUUGCUCAAAGAAGAGACAGACAAAAAUACUAUACUGAAAAAGAAAAAAAGCGUUAUAGAUUAUGCGGAUGAAUAUGUAAACUUCACGCGUGAAGAAAAUCAACAGCUGGCAAAAAUUAUGGACGAGGAGGAUAAAGAGUCUGUCCACGAAAUUCUCGAAAAUGCGAAAAAGACUGCGUCUGGACUAAUCGGUUUGGAAUAUCAGAUAUUUAUGGCCUGGCUGGAAAUGGAUCAAUACGAAAACGCUUAUUGAACUUUGUUUUAUAAAACGAAAACUGUCCAGUUUAACAAAUAGUAGAAUAAAUCUAAAAUAUCUGGAUUUUCA